Messenger RNA from Trichoderma harzianum CBS 226.95, 2073 nucleotides. RefSeq lists its product as hypothetical. Gene Ontology annotation, cellular component: fungal-type vacuole membrane. Bases 1 to 2073 code for a protein of 690 amino acids. NCBI's taxonomy places the organism in Eukaryota, Fungi, Ascomycota, Sordariomycetes, Hypocreales, Hypocreaceae. The record is from RefSeq and is a predicted model, not a curated record. The transcript has 8 exons. Gene Ontology annotation, molecular function: oligopeptide transmembrane transporter activity.
AUGGCUUCUCCGUCCCCUCAAGGGCGCAGCUUCACCGUUCGCGGUGUGGCUGCCGGCCUUGCUGUUGGUACCAUCAUAUGCGCCGCCAACAUGUACUUUGGCCUGCAGACAGGCUGGGUCUCCAUCAUGUCGAUGCCGUCAAGUCUCAUGGGAUUUGCCGUCUUCAAGCUGCUCAAGCCUCACUUGCGCUUCCCGUUCAGUCCGGUGGAAAAUGUGCUGGUUCAGAGCGUUGCCGGCGGCAUGGCCAUCAUGCCUCUUGGGUGUGGCUUUGUCGGAGUUAUUCCCGCGAUGAACUACUUGCUGGAGCCUAAUGAGCAAGGACCCUUAUCACUGAGCACUUGGCAGCUCAUCAUCUGGUCCCUGGGUCUUUGCUAUUUUGGCGUCGUCUUUGCCGUCCCCUUGCGCCAUCAAGUCAUCAUUAGAGAACGACUUAGAUUCCCCAGCGGCUUCAGCACUGCAGUGCUCAUCCGCGUUCUCCACAGUCGAGGGCAGAAGUCUUCUCCUCAAGAGCUAGAUGCCGCCACUAAAGGCGGAUUCGCCAGUCUUGCAGCAGCCAAAGAUGAUGAACCCGCGUUGGUAGAAGACGUCGGCGCCUCCGCUGAAGAGGAAGAGGGAGAACCAGAAGUCUCAAAGGACUUGGACUGGGCGUACAAUAUGAGGCUUUUGCUCCUCAGUUUCCUUGUCUCCGGCAUCUUCACAAUUUGCAACUAUUUCUUGCCUAUUUUGCGAGACCUCCCAGUCUUCGGCACUGUCGCCGCCUCUACUUGGCUUUGGACCUUGAACCCAAGCCUUGCGUAUGUGGGACAAGGCAUCAUCAUGGGGACCGAGACGACGCUCCACAUGACGCUCGGCGCAAUUAUUGGCUGGGGCGUUCUUAGCCCGCUGGCCAAGAUGAAGGGCUGGGCUCCCGGUCCGGUGGAUGAUUGGGAAAACGGCAGCAAAGGCUGGAUUGUCUGGGUGUCGUUGGCUAUUAUGCUUGUUGACGCUGUUGUCAGUCUAACCUAUAUUGCUCUUCGCCCCGUUUUCACCACCCAUACCCUUCCAGCUCUAGCAGUAUUACAGCGUCGCUUUCGACAGAGCAGGAUUGCCUCUUUGUUUAGAACAUCUCAUCAAUAUUCUCAAAUUCCCAGUGAAGCGCGAGAGGAAGAAGAACAAGAUGAAGAUGAAGAUGACGAUGACCAAGCUUCUCCCGCCCAGGCAGAGGAUCGUGGACUGGACGAUGCCCCGACUGACCAACAGAUUGACAGCAAAGUUGUUUUCUGGGGGCUUCUCGCAUCUAUACUGAUUUGCGUUCUGUCUACACAAAUCGUGUUUGGCCAUCUGGUGCCCCUUUACGCGAUUGUCAUUGCUGUGCUCAUGGCCCUGGUUUUGAGUAUCAUGGGCGUCAGGGCCCUUGGAGAGACUGAUCUUAAUCCAGUGUCCGGCAUUAGCAAGCUUGCACAGCUAUUCUUUGCUCUAAUCAUCCCGCAGUCUAACAAAUCGAGCGUUCUUAUCAAUCUAGUCGCCGGUGCCAUCUCGGAAGCUGGCGCAUUGCAAGCGGGUGACCUGAUGCAAGAUUUGAAGACUGGCCAUCUUCUUGGAGCUGCUCCCAAAGCACAAUUCUGGGGACAACUCAUAGGCGCUACAUUUGGUGCUGUGUUUUCUGCUUUCGCAUAUCGCAUUUACACAGCGGUGUACGAGAUUCCCGGCAAACUUUUCCAGGUUCCAACAGCCUACGUCUGGAUAUUCACUGCUAGGCUCGUAACAGGGCAGGGCUUGCCAUAUAUGGCCAAGGAAUGGGCAACCGGCGCCGGAGUUCUCUUCGCCGUGACCACUCUUGCGCGAACUCUGUCUGUUGGGAGACCAUGGCGCUCUUGGAUACCGGGCGGCAUUGCUGUAGCAGUCGGCAUGUACAACGUGCCAUCGUUUACGCUGGCCCGAGCCAUUGGAGGUAUUGUUAGCUGGUAUUGGCUCAGCGUACGAAAACAGUCGACCACGCCAUUAAUCAUCAUUGCAUCGGGCUUUAUCCUGGGAGAAGGAUUUCUGAGCAUUGUUAAUCUAUGGCUACAAGCGCUGAAAGUACCUCACUACUAG